AUGAACCCUCGAUCCUUCAUUGGCAAGCGCCUCGGCGACCACGACAUCCCGACGCCAACGGCCGUCCUCGACCGGGCCGUUGUCGAGCGCAACUGCACCAGCAUGCUCGCCGCCGUGCAGAACAUGAAUCUCGGCUGGCGGGCCCAUAUUAAAACACACAAGGGGCGUGCAACUGGUCAUGUUACAGUCGAGCUGACCCGCUUGCAAGUCGGCGACAAACUACCAGUCCGGCUCAUCGUCUCGACCGUUCUUGAGGCCGAACGCAUCCUCCCGCUGCUCAAAGCAUACCAGACCCAGACGACGCCCGCACCCCGUUCCGUCAACGUCUUGUACGGCGUGCCGCUGUAUGCGGCCGCCGUGCCCCGUCUGGCAGCCGUGGCGCGCGAGCUGGGACCCGGCGGCGUCUCCGUGCUGAUCGACCACCCCGACCAGAUUGCCGUCGCACAGCAGCUGGUCAAGGCAGCCGGCACGUCGGUGCGCGCGUUUGUCAAGGUCGAUAUGGGCUCGCAUCGCGCCGGCGUGGUGCUCGGUUCCAGCCAGUUCACAGCCACCAUCCAGCGCGUGCUCGGGGCGCAUACGACCCUCGCCGGCGAGGGCCUGUCGUUCUACGGCCUCUACUGCCAUGCGGGCCACUCGUACGACGCACGCGAACCCUGGGCGUCGCUGGCCCACCUCGUCGCCGAGUUCACGGCACUCGGCGAGGCAGCGCAGGCGGUACGGGCCAUGGCUCAGGACGACACGCCGGUCGCUGCGGCGGCGGCUGGUGCGCAGCCUUGGCCGCUGGUUCUGUCCGUGGGUGCGUCGCCGACGGCGGCCUCGCUCCGGCAUCCCGACCUGGGCGGCGGCGACGCGAGCAGGACGGCUGAUGCGGGUGGCCGUGCAGGUGCUGCGGCAAAGGAAAACGCAGCCACGCUGCGGGCCAAGCUGGACGACCUCGCGUCCCAGGGCUACGAGCUCGAAGUCCACGCUGGCGUGCAGCCCGUGCUCGAUCUCCAGCAGCUGGCGACGCACUCCUAUGGCGGUGGUGGUGGCCGUGCCGAGACCGACGACUUGGCUCUGACGGUCGUGGCCGAUGUGGUCUCGGCCUACCCCGGUCGGGGUGCCCAGGGCGGCGACGAGUUCUUGGUCAAUGCCGGCUGCUUGGCCCUCGGCCGAGAACCCGUCAAGAACGUGCCGCUGGUGUCGGGGGCUGGAGACGGGCCAGUGUAUACGGGCUGGGGCAUUGUCCAGCCGUGGACGAGCGACAGUGUUGCCAGUGCUGGUGCUGGCAGCCGCGUCGUGCCACCGGGUGCCGACUUCCCGCGACUGCUGCCGGCGGACGGUGACCUGGGCUGGUGGCAGGUGGGCCGCAUCAGCCAAGAGCACGGCAUCCUGACCUGGGCAGGUGGACCGCCACCGUCCGCCGCGUCCCUCCAGCCGCAACUCGGCCAGCGGCUUCGAAUCUGGCCCAACCAUGCGUGCAUCGCCGGUGCCGGUUUCAGCUACUACCUCAUCGUAGACAGCACGAGCGAGAACCCGGAUCAGGUCGUGGACGUGUGGGAGCGGUGGACGGGUUGGUAA
Molecule: messenger RNA, 1560 nt
Organism: Sporothrix schenckii 1099-18
Lineage: Eukaryota; Fungi; Ascomycota; Sordariomycetes; Ophiostomatales; Ophiostomataceae
Exons: 2
Coding region: 1-1560 (519 amino acids)
Biological process (GO): D-serine catabolic process
Molecular function (GO): D-serine ammonia-lyase activity
Source: RefSeq, a predicted model, not a curated record